Striga asiatica is the source of this 1071-nucleotide messenger RNA. The record is from the annotation of a GenBank genome assembly. Lineage: Eukaryota; Viridiplantae; Streptophyta; Magnoliopsida; Lamiales; Orobanchaceae.
AUGACUGUGAGGAAGACGGCGGUGGCGGGCGGCGGGCGGCGAACGGCGAAAUCGGCAUGGCGCGCCCUUAUCUCCGACCCCCAAUUCACCCUCCGCCGCGAUCCCAACCCCAAUCUCGCCCUCGCCCUCAUCUUCCCCAACACCCCCGACGGCGGAGACGCCUCCCCCGCCACCCACGUCGUGGUCUCCUUCGACCGCUCUUCCCCGCCGCUCCGAACUCUCGACAUCCGCGCCGGCGGCACCUCCCUCCGUCACAUCGAGAGCUCCUGCAACGGCCUGUUGCUUUGCAAGCCCUCCGAAACCGACACCCGCUGCUGGGUUUCCAUCCCCGCCACCAACCAACACGCUCUGCUCCCGGAAAUCAACUUCGACCACAACAACCUCGGCACGCUCCGGAUGUCGCUGGCUUACGACCCUGUCAGGUGGUCCCCACGCGAUUACAAGGUUGUCUGCGUCAAUCCCUGUGCGGGCCGGGCCUCGAUCUACUCCUCCCGAGCGGGCUCCUGGGAAAAACAAGGGAAUCCCUUUGGGAAGGAAACUAUGGACGGCGUGGAUUUCCGAAAGGGGGUCUACUGGAACGGUGCUGUACACUGGGUAGGGUUUGGCAAGCACGGGAAAUGCGCUUAUAUGAAAAUCGACGGUGAAAAGGACAACGAGAAGACAUUGGAAGUGAUGCCGAACCCACCGCCUAUCGUUAAGUCGAACUGCAGCUGGUCGGUAAGUAAUUAUUUUGGAGAGUCGCGCGGCCGCUUGCAGUACGUGAAUUGGACAGAGUCUAGUUCUGUUUCUAGCGUUUGUCUUGAUGUGCAUGAGAUGAGGAGGGACUAUUCGGAGUGGUAUUUUAGGUACAGAAUCGAAGUCCCAGUUGACUCUGGCGGCCGUUGCUGGUACAAUGUGUGCAAUAUGGUUGCGGCUGGGGAGGACAGGGUUGAUGUUUUCUUGUUUUUAAGAGGAGAAGGUGUGGUCACAAAGUAUGAUGUUGUUCGCGGGAGUUUUCAAAAUGUGAAGAUUGCAUGUGAGUCUAAGGCUCAUGUAAUGUUUCCCUACAUUGAGACCGUGUGUUGCGUUUAG